Oppiella nova is the source of this 675-nucleotide messenger RNA. The record is from the annotation of a GenBank genome assembly. NCBI's taxonomy places the organism in Eukaryota, Metazoa, Arthropoda, Arachnida, Sarcoptiformes, Oppiidae.
AUGGUGAUUGGUCAAUCUGGGUUGGAUAAUCCGGGUGAUGGCUACUAUUUAACUACUUUUAAAGAAGAUGAACAAAUUGGGAAAGGUGGUUUUGGUACAGUAAUCAAAGUAAAACACAAAUAUGAUGGUAAUAUCUAUGCGAUUAAACGUGUUGCAAUUAAAGAAAUUGACAACAAGUAUCAAGAUGAAACGCUACGAGAAUUGGUUAGCUUGGCUAAGGUGCGAUCUGACUUUGUGGUCUUAUACUUUAAUUCGUGGUGCGAAGAAAACUACCUAAACAUACAAAUGGAAUACUGUUCCCAAAGUCUAAAUAAUAUUCUCGCAAUCAAACCACAAAUAUUUGGCCGCAAAAAGGGACAGCCCCUCAAUCUGUGCGAGUACUUUGUGUCGUACGAAAUGCUACGCGAGCUCUUAGAAUGUGUCCAGUAUUUGCAUGAAUUGAAUCCACCGAUCAUUCACAGAGAUCUCAAACCCGACAAUAUUUUGAUUGCUGAUAAACCGAGGACAGGUAGGUUUAUAAAGCUCUGUGAUUUCGGGUUGGCUACUAUUCACGAAGCCUCUAUGAGUCACACGAAAAAUGUCGGGACAUUUAGAUACAUGGCGCCAGAAAUGCAUGAUUCAAACUAUACCGAGAAAGCUGAUAUUUAUAGCCUUGGAUUCACUCGCAAAUUAUAG